AGGCUCUCACAAGCCCACGAUGAUAUAAGAGUGCUUUAACAACCCCACACACCCACAGCCGAUCCCUCCUUUCUCCAAUUCACCGGCCAUGGUCGAAAGGGAGCAAGUCCGGCCGCUAGCUCCGGCCAGUCACCGCCUCAGCAGCGAGGAUGAUAAGGUGACCAACCACCUCAGCCGCCUCCGCCGUCGCAGAUGCAUCAAGUGCUGGGGCUGCAUCGCCGCCACCAUCCUCAUCCAAGCCGCCGUCGUCAUCAUCCUCGUCUUCACGGUCUUCCGAGUCAAAGACCCAGUCAUCAAACUCAACGGCUUCACAGUCGACAAGCUCGAGCUCAUCAACGGCACUACCACCCCUGGCCCCGGCGUCAACAUGUCCCUCACCGCCGACGUCUCCGUCAAGAACCCCAACUUCGCUUCUUUCAGGUACAAAAACACCACCACCACCCUCUUCUACAGCGGCACAGUCAUCGGAGAAGCUCGAGGGCCGCCGGGACAGGCCAAGGCCAGAAGAACCAUGAAAAUGAACGUGACUAUUGAGAUCAUUCUUGAUUCUCUCAUGUCGAAUCCGAGCUUGCUAACAGAUAUUUCUUCUGGGAUUCUGCCCAUGAACACCUAUUCCAGGGUUCCUGGGAGGGUGAAGAUGCUGAAAAUUAUCAAAAAGCACGUGGUGGUGAAGAUGAAUUGUUCGGUCACAGUGAAUAUUACGAGCAGAUCGAUUCAAGAACAGAAGUGUAAGAGGGAUGUGAAUCUAUGAAAUUUUCUGGGUUCGUGUUUUUUCAUCGAUUAGAGUUUGCAAUAUGGAGCUGAUCUCAUACGGAUGACCUUGUAUUAGGGUUCAGUGAUGGAUGGAGUUUUAUACGUAAUUUUUUUUUUCCCAUUUUUUUAAUUUGUAGAUUAUUAUAUGAUAUUUUUAGAUUAAAUAAAUAUGUAUUGUUAUUAUUGUGAUUAUUAA
Molecule: messenger RNA, 949 nt
Organism: Vitis vinifera (wine grape)
Lineage: Eukaryota; Viridiplantae; Streptophyta; Magnoliopsida; Vitales; Vitaceae
Exons: 1
Coding region: 89-751 (220 amino acids)
Source: RefSeq, a predicted model, not a curated record